UAGAGUCCCUUUAAACCUGCUUUAUAAUGAAAAAACAUGGAAAUGUCACUUUGUUAUAAUCUGGGACCUUUAAGGUGCAUCAAUCAGAGCUGCUCAUCAACAGCAGUCCUGUUUAACCUGCGUGCACGUGGCUGAACUCUCCAGAUGUGACAGAUGUCAGUCAGCUUGUUGUUAACAGUAGUGUCCCUGAACGCACCAGUCCACCUUAAACCGACUGAUGCGCGUGCACCUGCAGACUAACCUGUUCCUGACUCUAGAAUAUAAUGAACACCGUGCGUGUGCGCGUGCCCGCGGCUCCACGUUGUGUGGGGGGUAAAUGGGCGUUCCGGGGGCGUGCACGCGCAGCAUGCUCUCCGUCCUCUAGAGGAGCGGCGGGAACUCAGUGGAGACCUGAUCCUGAUGGUGGAUCGUGCACGGUGCACGGAGUGAUGUCUCACCGGUGAGGGACUGGGGGGGGGGGGGGGGUUGGAGAUAAUAAAGCUGGACUUCCUGCCGUCUCGUGCACACUCUCGCUCAUGCACUGGGGGGGUCCUGAAGUCCUGAAGACCUGCUGACUGUCUGCAGCUCCGUGCACACCUGUAGCUGCACGCGACUCUGGAUCCACCUGGAGAGGAGAGGAGAGGAGAGGAGGCGCGAGAUGACAGUCUGGUGAACUUUGUUUGUGCAUGAGGGACGUGGUCUGAUCUGGUUCUGGUCUGGUACUGGUCUGGUCUGGUCUGGUUCUGGUCUGGUCUGGGUCUGAUCUGGUCUGGGUCCUCUGCUGGACUUGAUGUUCUGCUGGACUAGUUGAUAGAAGGUAUACAAAUGCUCUCCGUCCAGCCGGACACCAAGCCAAAAGGCUGUGCCGGCUGCAACCGGAAGAUCAAGGACCGCUACCUGCUGAAGGCCCUCGAUAAGUACUGGCACGAGGACUGCCUCAAGUGUGCCUGCUGUGACUGCAGGCUGGGCGAGGUGGGCUCCACGCUCUACACCAAAGCCAACCUCAUCCUGUGCCGGAGAGACUACCUACGGUUGUUUGGUGUAACGGGGAACUGUGCAGCCUGCAGCAAGCUAAUUCCAGCCUUCGAGAUGGUCAUGAGGGCCAAGGAGAACGUCUACCACCUGGACUGCUUCGCAUGCCAGCUCUGCAAUCAGAGGUUUUGUGUGGGAGACAAGUUCUUCCUGAAGAACAACAUGAUCCUGUGCCAGACAGACUACGAGGAGGGGCUGAUGAAGGAGGGCUACGCUCCCCAGGUCCGCUGACCCUCGUACACCGACCACAACGAGGAGGAGGAGGAGGAGGAGGAGGAGGAAGAGGAGGAGAGUGGGAGGGAGAGAGACUGAAGGAGAGCUUGCAAUCACACAACAAACAGCACUAUUGCCUCCUGUCCAGCUCCCGUCCCCCACAUGUACAUAACCAAGCAAGGGACACACUCUGCUGUACAGAAUAGCCAUAGAGACGCCGGCGUGGCGGGGACGGCCCCGGGACAACGACAACAAACUACAACAAACUACACGUGUGAAGACAAAACCGAGUUUCUAUGUUUGUGACGGAUGAUGCCUCUUUCCUCCAGCAGGUCCACAGCACCGGCCUCGAACCAACAGAUGAUCCCAGAAAGCUAAAUUAACCCACCCAAAAGCAGUCCUGUCUCGUCGUAUCGGAGGACAGACAACUUCUACUUGAAUCUAGAACACACUGAGGUUUUGUCAAUCAAUGUCACUUUGAGAUAAAGACCUUUUUACUGUAUGAUACCACAUUUAAAACACAGAGAAUGUAAACGGAAGAGCGGCUAAAAGAACGCCCAUGACUCAUUUGUUGCUGCGUGUCUGAGUGUGUGUGUGUGUGUGUGUGUGUGUGUCUGUGGAUGUGUGUGUGCGUGUGUGUGUGUGUGUGUGUGUGUGUGUGUGAGCAUGUUGAGGACUCAUCUGUCAUGCGGUCUUGCUCGGCUCGGCUCGGCUCGGUCUGGUCCA
Molecule: messenger RNA, 1950 nt
Organism: Sebastes umbrosus (honeycomb rockfish)
Lineage: Eukaryota; Metazoa; Chordata; Actinopteri; Perciformes; Sebastidae
Gene: lmo3
Product: LIM domain only 3
Exons: 4
Coding region: 805-1242 (145 amino acids)
Biological process (GO): positive regulation of transcription by RNA polymerase II
Cellular component (GO): nucleus
Molecular function (GO): DNA-binding transcription factor binding; transcription coactivator activity
Source: RefSeq, a predicted model, not a curated record